Molecule: messenger RNA, 1776 nt
Organism: Ylistrum balloti
Lineage: Eukaryota; Metazoa; Mollusca; Bivalvia; Pectinida; Pectinidae
Exons: 1
Coding region: 240-1280 (346 amino acids)
Source: RefSeq, a predicted model, not a curated record
CAUAUUCACAAAUCCAGCGUAUAGUGAACAGCACAAGGAAUGCCUUAGUGGAAGAUUUUGUACCAGAUAACCUUGGAUUUCAACACAUAUCUCAUGGAGACUUUGUUCAAAACCACACUACAAAUAUAGCAAAAUCAUUGUUCCAACCAGGCGAAAACGAGGCUAUUGUUGUUGCUGAUGGCACCUAUGUUUACAUCCAGAAGAGUGCAGACUACAAAUUCCAAAGGAGGUCCUAUUCUAUGCACAAGAACAGACCACUCGUUAAACCAAUGAUGCUUGUAGGAACAGAUGGCUACAUUCUGGAUGUGCUCGGACCUUACCUGGCUGAUGGCUCAAACAACGAUGCCUCCAUUACAAAACACAUGCUUAAGGCAAAUGAGGAAGCUAGCAAGUGGUUCAAACCCGGCGACAUAUUCAUUGUAGACAGGGGGUUUAGGGACGCUGUGAGGUUUUUAGAAGACCGAGGUUUCGAUGUGAAAAUGCCCUUCUAUCUUCAGAAAGGCUGCAAGCAGCACAGCACCGAAGAGGCGAACCUUUCACGUUUAGUCACAAAAGUCAGAUGGGUGGUAGAAAGCGUGAAUGGCAGGAUAAAACAAUGGAAACUGUUUGACAAAGUUGUUCCAAAUACCCUGAUCCCUUCUAUUGGUGACUUUGUGAGAAUCAUCUGUGCUCUUAUCAACAGGUUUAAAGAACCACUUGUGAAAACUGACGCAACAUCAGAAGCACAUUGCAGGGCAAUGCUUGCAAAGUCCAAGGAACCAAAUACAGUGAAAGCAUUUUUGGAAAGCAACAACUUACUAAAUAAGAGAACUGUUUAUCAAAAGCUGGAAGCAGAAGACUUGAUGGACUUCCCUAAACUUUCCAUGGAUGACUUACGAAACAUCACCAUGGGAGUUUAUCAACUUAAACAGGCUCCAAGUUAUACAAAGGAGCACUGUGUUGAAGAUGGACUGUAUGAGUUGCUGGUCUUCUCAGAAAACCCUAAUCUGAUCAAGUUAAAAAUACAGUCUCGACACUGUAACAGCAGAGCACAUUCUUUGUGGAUUGAGUAUGACUCACUCUCUGAUGAUCCCAUCAAAGGUUGGUACUGCACUUGUAAAGUAGGCUCAAGAGUGGUCGGUUGCUGUGCCCACAUUGCAAGUGCAUUGUGGUUUCUAGGAUAUGAACGCUUCCAAGGCAAAUCAUCUGGGGCAGUGACUAUUUCGACAAAGUCUUUGGCUGAUGCAGCUGACAUUCCAACAACAGAUUCCGACACGGAUGAGGAGUAUCCAGAGGAAUAAACUGUAACACUAUAUGUAUUUAAAGUAGAUAUAAUUUGAAGUCGCUUAUCACUUGUUCAUUUUCAUGUUUGUUAAAUUCUGUGAACAAAACCAAAGGUUAUACAUUGAUUAUAUGCUUCGAAUAUGCUUUGCUUUCAAAAGCACCAGUGCAGAAGUAUGAAGCAAAAUAGAAACCGAUAACAGCUUCAGGUGAUGUUCUUGCUAUGUGAUAGACUUUGUUGUACACUUUGAUUAAUAAUCAAUUUUUUAUAUUGUGUACACUAGUAUACCUUUAUAACAAAAAUGUUUUACCAAUGAAAUUAUGUGAUAAGUGUUUCGCUUUCAACAAGUAACAAGUGGAAAAAUAUUGUAACAGAAAAGAAUAUGUUAACAAUUACAGGUAUGCUAUGUGAUAGACUCUGUUGCUAGGGUACUAACUUUGAUCUGUAUCAAAAUGUUUAUAUUAUACAUAUUUCGUAAGAAAAGGUUAGUCCAUGUAAAGUGAUAAUGAUCUGUU